Messenger RNA from Phytophthora infestans T30-4, 495 nucleotides. RefSeq lists its product as uncharacterized. The transcript is spliced from 2 exons. The coding region runs from base 1 to 495 and encodes 164 amino acids. The record is from RefSeq and is a predicted model, not a curated record. NCBI's taxonomy places the organism in Eukaryota, Oomycota, Peronosporomycetes, Peronosporales, Peronosporaceae.
AUGGUUAUCGUGUCGACGCUCUCGCCAUGUUUCGAACAUCGUCAAACUGUUCCGUCGUCCUCCAUCCCAGUGCCGACCCACGGUGUCUGGCCCGUCGAGCGUUUGUCGGCGAAGAUUUCGACGUCGUCGACGCCAGUUUUCGACCUCCGGUUUCACAAGCGAUCUGCUCGAUGGUGCUGGAUGUUGAUCUGCGCUAGCGUACCGUCGCCAAUCCGGGGCAACGCCGUUGCUCCAUGCAGCGUCGGGAGUAAAAUCGCGUUUGGAAACCUCAAUGACCUUCGUCACCCCAUUUACGCGUACCUUCUUCAGUUGCCGGACCAGGCAUGUUUAUUCGACACUUUGGUCGCCACCUUGGAUGCUGCUGAGCCGUGGUACAACCGUUGGUUGGCGAUGCCUCACCUCCACCCGUACAACACGACGUACGAUCUGGGCAAUCAUUCGAUGGGGCUGUUCGUUUCGCACGAUUGGCACGCGACGCUGUCGGCUGACAGAUAA